Mastomys coucha (southern multimammate mouse) is the source of this 2916-nucleotide messenger RNA. RefSeq names its product zinc finger protein 431-like. The coding region runs from base 374 to 2140 and encodes 588 amino acids. Gene Ontology annotation, biological process: negative regulation of transcription by RNA polymerase II. Gene Ontology annotation, molecular function: DNA-binding transcription repressor activity, RNA polymerase II-specific. The transcript has 6 exons. The record is from RefSeq and is a predicted model, not a curated record. Lineage: Eukaryota; Metazoa; Chordata; Mammalia; Rodentia; Muridae.
UGAGGCUUGGAUUGGCAGGGACACUUCUCUCCGAAGUGGCGAUUUCGCUCUGAAGGAACAGGAGUGGCAGUGCUGUGUUUUCUUCAGUUUCUGGUCAGGACCUGGCGCCAAGGCCCUCCCUCCCUCCACCUCCCUUGGUCAUCCUGUUCCCCCAUAAAUGCAGGACUGAAGCAUCCCCUUCCUCCUAAGCUUCAUAUGGUCGAAAAAUGCCUGGAAUUCUCAUUUAAGUCUUGAAUACUGGCACCAGAUUUCCUCAUUGCUACAUCACUUGGCACCAAGCUCACGCUGAAGCUGACAAGAUAGCCAUUGCUGAAGGAGUUCCAGUCUUUGUUCCUGAGACCGAAAUCCAGAGUAAAGUAGAGCAACAAGGAGAAUGGCUGUGUCCACUAGAAAUGAGCACCAGGGUCUGUGGACAUUCAGGGAUCUGGAUGUAGACUUUUCCCAGGAGGAGUGGGACUGUCUGGAUUCUACAUGGAGAUCUUUGUACAUUGAUGUGAUGUUUGAGAAUUACACAAAUCUAGUCUUUGUAGAGAAAUACCUCAUACGUGGUAAAUAUGAGAACACUGUGAAUCAAGGCUCAAAAUAUAUUGUCUAUCAGCAUAUGACCAGGCGAGAGACAUCUGAUACUUAUGCUGUGCUUGGCAAAAUGCUUUAUGAAUCUUCCCAACCUACACAUAUCAAAAAUGACAGAACAGAAAACAGCAUCAAGUAUGGACUUGGAAAUUCUAAGGAUUCCUCCUCUAUUCAAUUGACAACUCUAUACAGUCAUAAAGAUGGGAAUGCUGAAGAACUUUGCAAAUAUAAAGACUGUCAGAAAUGUUUAAAUUUGUAUCCUGUUAUUAGUCAAAAUGAAAGAAUACACACUAGAAGGAAAGAACAUAAAAAUACAGCACAUGAAAAAGUAUCUUAUAUUAAAAAUAAAUUCAUGCUGAAAGAAAUCCAUAGUGGAAAAAAACCAUACCAAUGCAGAAAAUGUGGGAAAUGCUUCCAGACCUACUUGAACUUCAGGACACAUCAGGUAAUUCAUUAUGGAGAGAAACCAUACAAAUGUACAGCAACCAGCAAGUGUUUUAAUCACUUGGAUAAUGUUAAAGACCAUAACAUAACCCUCACUGGAAAAAGACUUUACAAAUGUAAUGAUUGUGAGAAAUCCUUUACCAGAGGCUCAUGUCUUAGAAGUCAUCAGAUAAUUCAUAUUGGAAAGAAACCUUACAUAUGCAGAAAAUUUGGUCAAUGCUUUAGCCAGCGCGCAAACCUAAAAAGCAAUCAGAGAAUGCAUAUAGGAGCGAACUCUUACAAAUACAGAGAAUGUGAGAAAUCCUUUACAUGCAGAUCAAGUCUCAAAAGAAAUCAAAUAUUUCAGACAGGAGAGAAACCUUUUAAAUGUAAUGAAUGUGCAAAAUCUUUUACAUCUGUCUCACGUCUUCGAAGACAUCAGAGAAGCCAUACAGGAGAGAAACCUUACAAAUGUGAUAAAUGUGAGAAAAAGUUUAAAUAUAGCUCAACUCUUAGAAAUCAUCAGAGAGUUCAUACAGGAGAGAUGCCUUACAAAUGUGAUAAAUGUAAUAAAAAUUUUAAGUAUAGCUCAAAUCUUAGAACUCAUCAGAGAGUUCAUACAGGAGAGAAACCUUACAAAUGUAGGGACUGUGAGAAAUCCUUUGCAUGUGCCUCAACUUUACAGAAACAUCAGAGAAUUCAUACAGGAGAAAAACCAUACAACUGUACCGAAUGUGAGAAAUCCUUUAGAUAUUGUUCACAUCUUAAAAGACAUAAGAAGAUUCACACAGGAGAGAAACCUUACAAAUGUGGUGAAUGUGGAAAGUCCUUUAUAUGUAGCACGAGUCUGGGAAACCAUCAGAAAACUCAUACAGGAGAGAAAACUUACAAGUGCCGUGAAUGUGAGAAAUCAUUUAAGUAUAGCUCAAACCUUAGAAAUCAUCAGAAAAUUCAUACAGGAAAAAAACCUCAUACAUGUAUGGAAUGUGCGAAGUCUUUUACACGUAUUUCAGAUCUUAGAAUACAUCAGCGAAUUCACACAGGAGAGAAACCUUACAAAUGCAGUGAAUGUGAGAGAUCCUUUAGGAAUACCUCAAAUUUUAGGAAACAUCAGCGAAUUCAUACAGAAGAAAAAUCUUCUUAGAAAUGGAGACUCUGUUACAUGUAGCUCUUAUUUUAAAAAUCAUCAGAGAAUCAUUGCAGUAAGAAACUUUAGCAAAUGUCACUAAUACUAUACCCAGAUAACAAACCUAAGAAUCCCAUCAGAAUUCAAAGUGGGAAGAAAACAUUCCACUGUAAAUGAUGUUGAAUGUUUUAUCCAAGCCAUGAUCUUACUACCUCUGAACAACAAAAUCAUGAACAUGAGAAACCUGAAAAAGCCUUUAUAUAAUUUUCAAAUCUUAGAAAUACCAAUAGUUUCCACUGAGGAAAAAGUAUGAACAUGGACAAUGUAGGAAAAUUUCAUUGAAACAUUUUACUUUUUAGACCAAAAAUACUGAACAAUAAAUUCAAAAUGGGUAAAACUGUAGAAUAGCAGUUGCUUAGUUUGCUUUUGGAAAUUGCAAUAUUUCAUCCCAAAAGAAGAUGAUUAUACAGGAAGCGAACAACUUCAUGUAUCUUCAGGAAGUCCCCGAAAGGAGAAUUUCUGAUUCUUAACUGCCUUGAAAAAAUAUAAACCAUUUACAAUGCUUAGAAGGGAUUCAGAUGAAUUGAACAUCAAAGACACAAUGCCCUCCUAACUUUAUGUGUGCAGUUUGCUUAACUAAACUUGUUCAUAAUCAUCCAGUGUUCAUAAUCUGUAUUGCACGGUGGGUGGGAAGUUAAUGGUAGCAACUGUCUUGAGUCCCUUUUACUACUGUUAUCAAUUCCUUCCCAGUAUUCCUAUCAGUAAUUGGAAUAAAAGGCAUCCAUUCAAAAAGA